Caenorhabditis briggsae is the source of this 1278-nucleotide messenger RNA. It is a transcript of the gene Cbr-set-10, whose product is annotated as Protein CBR-SET-10. The record is from RefSeq and is a predicted model, not a curated record. The transcript is spliced from 6 exons. The coding region runs from base 1 to 1278 and encodes 425 amino acids. Gene Ontology annotation, cellular component: nucleus. Lineage: Eukaryota; Metazoa; Nematoda; Chromadorea; Rhabditida; Rhabditidae.
AUGUACACAGUAGCCCGUGAGAAACCCCUCGCUGCCGUCCUCUCCCCAGAAUUCCAGGACACCUACUGUGCGACGUGCUUCUCGGAAAUCGAUCCGAGCCAUUUGGAUUCAGAGAUCCUCACAUGCGACGAUUGUACACAAGUGUCGUAUUGCUCAUUAAAGUGUCAGAGGAAGGACUGGAAGACCGUGCAUCAGUUGGAAUGCGAGAUUUUGAGAGGAACAGCGCAAAAUAUGACAGUAACCAUGAGGCUGUGCGUGAGAGUGCUUUUGAAUACCAUUGGAAACUCAAAUGGACCGGAUAUCGAUGCUCUGGAGACGAACUACAAAGAGUUUCGCUCCAGCCCGAAACACAAUCAAUUCCUCUCUGAUAUCCUCACCAUUAUCAAAGCUUCUGGACACAACAUCUUCCCUGAAUCAAUGGACAACAACAAAAUGAUCGCAAUCAUUUGCAGUGUGUUGUGCAACUCGUUUGGAAUAAUCGCUGAAAAACGGGUGGAACCUAUUGGAAGUGGAAUGUAUGUGGGGCUAGCCACGCACAAUCAUUCCUGUGCUUCUACUUGUCAUGUGGUGUUUGAUGGGAAUCAGGCGGUGUUGAGGUCCAGGGACAGACAGUAUUGUAAGAAUACCACAAUAUCCUAUGUCUCUCGGAUGCUACCCACUUUCGAACGUCAAAAAUCCAUCCGCAACGUCCACUUCAUCACCUGCCGCUGUGAAAUGUGCCUGAACGAGGAUCUCGACUUGACUGGAUUAGCUUCAAAGUGUCAAACCAGCAAGUGUCAGGGAUUUGUCAAAGGUGCCAAUGGAUCAUGUACUACUUGUGGGAAGCCAGCGAUGAUACCUUUUGAGCAGAGCACUCAAUCAACCUCAAAGCUCCUGGAUACCCUUGAAAAUCUCCACAAAUCACAGCAAUUGGAUACUGUACAAGAGUACAGACACCUUCAGAAUCUUCAAGAAGAAUACGGGCGGAUUCUGGCGGACUGCAACGUGGCGAUUCUACAACUAGAUGAGCAAUUGGCGUACUGUGCAAGUGAAAUGAAGAAUGUUCCAGAAGAUAUGGAAUUAAUUGCAAUUAGAGGUGUUCAGCAUUUUAUUUCUCGACUCGGAAUAGGUGCUCCUGAAGUGACACGUCGUUUGUAUAUCGCUUGUAAAUGUCUCUCACGUCUUCAAAAGUAUUCUAUGGACAUCCCGAAACUCGCUGUCCAGUCUAGCUUGGAAAGUCAUGGAGAGGACCAUCCGAUUUCGAAAUUUUUGGCGGAUUUGGUGGAUGAGCCAGAAUAG